Molecule: messenger RNA, 2247 nt
Organism: Thyridium curvatum
Lineage: Eukaryota; Fungi; Ascomycota; Sordariomycetes; Thyridiales; Thyridiaceae
Exons: 2
Coding region: 1-2247 (748 amino acids)
Biological process (GO): positive regulation of transcription from RNA polymerase II promoter by galactose; DNA-templated transcription
Cellular component (GO): nucleus
Molecular function (GO): RNA polymerase II cis-regulatory region sequence-specific DNA binding; zinc ion binding; DNA-binding transcription factor activity, RNA polymerase II-specific
Source: RefSeq, a predicted model, not a curated record
AUGGCACCCACCAUCCCUGUGCCCACCCAAGGUGGCAUGUUCCACACCUUCCAGGGCGUAACGCCUAGGAAGCCCACGACGGAUUCUCAGGAGACUACCAAGACUAAUGGUACCGGAACCACCAAGAGGAUAACCACUCCUCAUGCCUGUGCUGAGUGCAAGCGUCGCAAGAUCCGCGCUCCCAAGCGGUGUUUCUAUGACAAGCACCGCCAGCGAGUGAUCCCCUCGCGGAAAACGCUUGAGGCCCUCUCUCAGUCCCUCGAGGAGUGCCGCUCUAUCCUGAAAAGACUAUAUCCCAACCAAGAGGUUCAAGCCCUGCUCCCGCUUUCCAGACAAGAGCUUCUCAGUCUCUUAGACCGGCCGAUGAUUGACACUUCGGCAACGGCCCUUCCCUCUCCACCUCUACACACGUCUCCUCUCGGCGACGAUCUUCAAUCGCCUUUGUGUAUGAAGUCAGAGCAAGGCCUCAACCUUGAGCAAAUCCCCACGCGCGAUACCGAGUGGGACGAGGAGCGCCGCGGCCGCGACCCUAUCCCCGCGGAAGCCGACGACGUCAACGCCCUAUCAUUGUCUGUCGACCGGCAGGCCUCUUAUCUCGGUGCUUCAUCCAUCAAGGCAGCGUUGAUGGUCAUGCUCAAGGUGCAGCCGGGCCUCAGGAGCUCGCUGUCGGCGCCUCUCAACAACAUCGAGCCGGCACAUAACUUCCCAGCGAUCAAGCAAAAGCCAGCGGGACAAAAGGACCCCCAGCGAGUUCCUUGGUCCUGGAAGGGACAGACCUUGAUCGAUGCCUACUUCAAGCGGAUCCAUGCUUUCAUUCCCAUGUUGGACGAGACCACAUUCCGGGCAGACUAUCUUGAGGGGCAACGCUUCGAUGGCCCAUGGCUUGCCCUUCUCAACAUGGUCUUUGCCAUGGGCAGCGUGGUGGCCAUGAAGUCUGACGAUUACAAUCACAUGAACUACUACAACCGCGCCAUGGAGCACCUGCCCAUGGAUGUGUUCGGCAGCAGCCACAUUGAGAGUGUCCAAGCCCUGGCGCUCAUCGGUGGUUACUACCUUCACUACAUCAACAGGCCCAACAUGGCCAAUGCGGUACUCGGAGCUACAAUCAGAAUGGCUAGUGCUCUAGGGCUUCACAGAGAGAGCCUCGCACAGAGCACCAGUGACAUGGCUGCAGCCGAGACUAGGCGGCGCACGUGGUGGAGUCUGUUCUGCCUCGACACCUGGGCCACUACAACGAUGGGACGUCCAUCCUUUGGAAGAUGGGGCCCGGCCAUUAAUAUCCAACCUCCCGAGUUCGGCAUCAAUGCCUCUCGAGACUCGUCCCAACAUGCGGGUAUCCUCCCGCUGAUUGAGAAUAUCAAAUUCUGCAAGAUCGCCACCCAGAUCCAGGACAUGAUUGCCAUCUCCCCGCUGCUCCCCACGGAGGACCGGUGCAACUUGGACGGUCAGCUAGUCAACUGGUACAGCAGCCUCCCUUGGCUGCUGCGGACCACUGAUCCAUGCGCGGAACCGCUCUACAUUGCUCGCUGUAUCAUGAAGUGGCGCUAUCAGAAUCUCCGGAUGUUGCUCCACCGGCCCGUACUCCUGAGCCUGGCUGCCAGCGGCGUCACUCACGCUGCCGAGCACGACAUCGCCGCCAUUGAGACGUGCCGAGAGCUGGCGAGGCACACAGUCGAGGACAUUGAGCGGGAGUGGACCCGGAACCAGAUGUCCGGGUGGAACGCGGCCUGGUUCCUCUAUCAGGCCGCCAUGGUGCCCCUGGUCUCGAUCUUCUGGCAGUGGGACAGCCCGCGGGUCGCCGAGUGGCACAAGCAGGUCGAGACCAUCCUGGAGCUCCUCGAGGCCAUGGAGGAGUGGUCGCUGGCGGCACGCCGCAGCCGCGAGGUCAUCUGGCGCAUGUACGAGGCCUCGCGGCAGCCCGGCAUGAUGCACCAGCGCAGCGAGUCGCCGAGCUCGAUCCACCAGGCCAUGAGCGAGCAGGGCAUGCUCCUGGGCGGGGAGGCCGAGCUGCACAUGUCGCCGAUCGGCCUGGAGCCGGCAGAGGGCAUGGGCAUGAUGGGCAUGCUCGACCAGCACGGGCUCUGGGACCUCGACGGCAUGUUCUGGAGCGGGCAGCCGGACGAGAUGGACUUUGGGGCCUACAGCGUCGGCGACGGCAUGAUGCAGAUGGACUACGGCAUGAUUGGCAACCCUCACCAUGCUGCUGCCGCGGCGGGUAUAGAAGGGACCUUCCCCUUCGUUCACUAA